UUAUAUGGACUGGAAAUUAAUUCUUAGUGAAGUAACUUAUUUAGAUGACAGAUUUUUAGAUGUUGGAUUUGAGUUAGACAGAGUGCUACAAGGCUCAGUAGAGAGGCCUGCCCAUUGGAAGGAAUGCAAAAAUGUGUUGAUUAAUGUGUUCCCGGCACUUAUUGAGAGGGUUUAUAUCCAAAGGUAUAUGAACGUAAAUGCCACAAAGAUACAAAUUGAAGAAAUGUUUCUAAACGUAAAAAAAGAGUUUCAUUCAAUGCUUGAUCAUAAUGGGUGGAUGGACGAACAAACAAAAAUAGCGGCUUUUGAAAAGUUGCAAAAAUUGAGAGUGCUUAUAGGGUAUAUGGACAGCAUAUUUAAUGAAACAAAGCUUGAAAAAUUGUAUUCUGAGUUUACCGUCAUUCCCGGCCAACCAUUUGCCGAAGCAAUGGAUUCUCUAAAUAUUUUGAUGAAUCAAAAGUCAAUGCUUCAAUUAUUAGAUCCUGUUGAAGUUGAAUUUAGCAGUUUGGGUAUUAACGGAUUUUAUUAUCCAAUUAAGAAUGUUAUAGUUUUGACUGGAGGUAUUUUACAAGGUGUUUUCUUCAAUUCGACUACUCGUCCAAUCUCAAUGAAUUACGGGUCAAUCGGUGUAGUAUUGGCACACGAAAUAACACACGGGUUCGAUAAUAACGGAAGACUACACGAUGAAUUUGGAAAUGUUAGGAAUUGGUGGAAGAAGGAAACUGCUGCAGCAUUUCAAAAACAAAAACAAUGUUUUGUUGAACAAUAUGAUGCUAUUACAGUAAAUGGAUUGGAUGGAUUACAUAUUAAUGGAAAAAUGACUCAAGGUGAAAAUAUAGCAGAUAAUGGAGGGAUGAGAGCUGCAUAUAAUGCAAUGGAAAUAGCAUUGGAAAAGAAUUCUAUAGCCUCUCAACAAAAACUGAAAGGAUUAGAGGAGUUUAGCGCUGAGCAAUUGUUCUUCAUAAACUACGCCUUUAGUUGGUGUACAAACCAACGCCCUGAAGCUGCCAUUUUUGGAGCUGUUUAUGAUGUACAUUCUCCUCCUGAAGCAAGGGUUAAUGUUGUUCUUGCCAACAUGCCACAAUUCUCCAAUCAUUUUAAAUGUCAAUCUGGUACACCAAUGAAUCCAAAAAAGAGAUGCCAAGUUUGGUGA
This is a messenger RNA of Meloidogyne enterolobii, 1153 nucleotides long. The record is from the annotation of a GenBank genome assembly. NCBI's taxonomy places the organism in Eukaryota, Metazoa, Nematoda, Chromadorea, Rhabditida, Meloidogynidae.